GCUAACUUCAUGGAUAUGAACGCGGUUCAUGUCAAAAAUUCAGUCGUAAUAGGUUUAUUUUUAAUACGUAGUGUGUAAAAAAAAAAAAAAGAUUGAAACAAUAAAUUUUGUAAAGAAAUAUUUUAAAAAUUGAAGUCAUAUUUGCAAAUUUGCCUUCCGCGUUGAAGGCCUGGUUUUUGGGUCCGGGACUUGCCCGUUGGGCCGUCUCGGCCCAAGAGGAGAUGUCUUUGCGGGCUGCAGCAUAUCGUCUUAUACAAAAUGGUCGGGUUGUUUUGCAAACCCUUAGAAAUCAAGAACACCACGUUAAUAGCUGCUACUAUCGAGGACAGCUUAACAAGAUACACGUCUCACAAGUAGGAAAAUCCCAGGGCCAUGUGCCUCCGGGUACCGGUACUCCAACUACUGGUUGGCGUCUUGGCUUUCUGGGGACUCAAGCACGACAAUUAUUCGUUGAUAAUAUAUUAAAAAGAGUGACAAAUAGUUUAGCUGCAAAUUUACGUCGUCGAGCAGCAAGUCGUUUACUUUUUGGAGAUUCGAGACCAUUUUUUGCUCUAGUCGGUGUUUCUCUAGCAUCCGGAACGGGGAUACUGACAAAAGAAGAUGAAUUGGAAGGUGUCUGUUGGGAAAUUAGGGAAGCAGUAUCUAAAUUACAAUGGAAUAAACCGCAAAACGAUAAAAAUUAUGAAACCACCUUAAUUGAUGAUAGAACAACAAAUUUACAAGAUUUCGUUAUUGGUCCAUUAAUAGCGAAAGGUUGUUCAGCUGUUGUUCAUGCGGCACGUUUACAAACUAAUAAUGAAAAAGAAGAGAAUAAUCAGCUUGUCAUUGAUAAUAAUAGUAAAAUUUCUAUUUUUCCCUUGGCAAUAAAAAUGAUGUUUAACUAUGAUGCAGAAUCGAAUGCUAUUUCAAUUUUAAGGGCAAUGUAUCGUGAAACUGUACCAGCGAGAAAACAUUAUCAAAAUGAAGAAUUAGCAAAUUGGGAACAAUUAAUGAUUGAUAAUAAACGAGUAUUACCACCACAUCCAAAUAUUGUUGCAAUGUAUUCAGUAUUUGCAGACAGAGUACCUAAUUUACCAGGAUCUUUAAAAGCAUAUCCAGAUGCUUUGCCCUCGCGAAUCUAUCCAGAUGGUUCGGGAAGAAACAUGAGUCUUUUUCUUCUUAUGAAGAGAUACGAUACAACAUUGAAACAGUAUUUCACCGAUCGGAAUAUACGAACUAGAGAGUCAAUUUUAUUAUUCGCGCAAUUAUUAGAGGGAAUCGCUCAUAUGAAUUCUCAUGGUAUUGCUCACAGAGAUUUAAAGAGUGAUAAUAUUCUGCUCGAUUUAUCAGAGGAACAUGAUAAUUGUCCAUCGUUGGUAAUUACAGAUUUUGGAUGUUGUUUGGCUGAUAAAAGUCAUGGAUUAUAUCUUCCUUUUAAUUCUCUCGAUAUCGAUAAAGGUGGUAAUGUCGCAUUAAUGGCACCAGAAAUUGUAAAUGCAGUUCCAGGACCAUUCACAAAUAUAAAUUACACUAAAGCCGAUCUUUGGACGGCGGGAACAAUUGCUUAUGAGAUUUUUGGUGCGAGAAAUCCAUUUUAUUUCGAUAAAAAUGAAUCGGAAAAUUUGAAAAAUUAUAAUUAUAAAGAAGAAGCUCUUCCACCACUUCCAGAAGGUGUUCCAUCGAUUAUUUCCGCUUUAGUAAAAAAUAUGCUCUCACGAAGCUUAUACAAACGACUGAGUACAGAGAUGUCAGCAACGAUUAUACAACUAUAUCUCUGGGCACCAAGUUCCUGGUUACAAAAAGAGGGCAAAAUUCCAUCCAGUAAUGAGAUUCUUCAAUGGCUUUUGUGUUUGACAACAAAAGUACUUUGUGAAGGUCGAAGAAUGUCGGAUGAUAUUCAAGAUGAUUCAUUAGAAGAAAAUGAACUUUAUUUCGAGCGACGAAAUAAUUUUCAACGAAGUCUCUCGACACAAUCAUGCGGUCGUAGAACAAUGCCUGAAUAUCAGCUUAUCGCAAGUUUUCUCAGUAGAGUCAGUCUUGGAAAUGUCAGAGAUGGUUUAAAGUGGAUUCAAAAAAAUGCAUAAACUCCUUCGAAUUCGAGGAAAUAAUAUAUAGUACUAAAUAAAUUAAAAGUACUUCACAGAAAAAGAAAUAUAUUUCAACUUUCGUAGAGCAUUGAAUCAAGCUUUCUCGAAAAUAUGAUAAAAAAAAAAUUUAUUGUGCUUAACGAAAGUGAUUUUUUUUUUUUCAUAAAUUUGUUAUCAAACUUUAUUUUUGAUACUUAUAGAAUCACAAAAGAGAAAGAGAAAAAUCAUCAAUGAAAAAGAAUUGAUCUGAUAAUAAUAAAAAUCGUUUUUCAACGGAAAUUAUCGAAUUUUUAAGAAUUGACUCUUUUGUGAUUCAGGAGCCUUAAAUAAAAUAAAAAAUUAUUUAAGUAUUUAUUUUCGAGAAGAAAAAAAACAAUUAAAAUUUUUUUUAUAAUUGUACAUUUAUUGUUACCCGUGAAUAUUUUCGUGAUAAUUUCAUGUUAAAAAUUUGUGAGAAGAAACACAUAAAAAAAAAUUUUACAAAACCUAUCAGAUACUUAAUUUUCAUAUUUUCUUUUCUAAGGAAUAAUUUUCAAAUCAGCUUUUACAAGAUUAUAUUUUCAAAUUUAAUAAUAAUAUCGUCAUUCUUAAUAAUAUAUGUGAUUGUUUAUUGAAUUAUUUAUUCACAAUAAUUUCAAUAAUAGUGAUAAAAAGAAAGUUAAAUUUGUAUAAAUUAAAAAUCAGAGUGUCUUUUAACAAUAUUGUUCUAAUGAAAAUAAAAUUGUACAUAGAAUUUGAAAAUAA
Messenger RNA from Leptopilina boulardi, 2810 nucleotides. RefSeq names its product serine/threonine-protein kinase Pink1, mitochondrial (gene Pink1). Bases 222 to 2063 code for a protein of 613 amino acids. Gene Ontology annotation, cellular component: mitochondrion. Gene Ontology annotation, molecular function: ATP binding; protein serine/threonine kinase activity. The record is from RefSeq and is a predicted model, not a curated record. NCBI's taxonomy places the organism in Eukaryota, Metazoa, Arthropoda, Insecta, Hymenoptera, Figitidae. Gene Ontology annotation, biological process: autophagy of mitochondrion; regulation of apoptotic process; protein phosphorylation. The transcript has 7 exons.